AUGACAGAUAUAGCUAUCGACACAAUAAUCAACAGAACCUUGCAUGCACUUGAGAAUUCUGAUUAUUCUGAAUUUGAUUUGUUGUUAAAUCAAUUGUCUUUUUUAAUUAAACAGUCUGCUAACAACAAUAACAAGCCUGCUCCAGAAGAACGGAUCACCCAGAUUUUGGAUUAUACUCCUAACGAUUUCAACCAGAUUAAGACCUUGAGGCUAUAUCGUGGACUACUUAUUUUAGUUAGAAAUUUUGCGCCAGCCUUGGAUAUUGAUUUAUUUCCCAAAGUGGUUGUCAGUUUUGAGAAGUUCUUAAAGUUACAUCAGACGAAUGAAUGGACAGACAAAAUACUUGAAGCUUAUUGGCAAAUACUAACCAAUUUCCAGAGAAACGAAUUUAUAGCAAUAGUAAAUGAAUUGUUUGGUCAAUGGGAAUGUAAAUAUAAAUGGAGCAAUUCGUUGAUGGCGGUGAUGCUGCCAGUUAUUCAUUUCUUAUUCCGUCAAUUCAAUACCCAAGAUCCACAUAUAACUAAUGAAAAUUUACUCCAUUUAUUGAAAAUUUUUGAAACAAAUCAUGUUAUGAAUGCCGUUUAUGAAAUAUUUAAAAUGAUUGAUUUUACUGAUACUAAUAAUAUCGGUCAUGAUUAUAAAAUGUUUGUUCACCUUCUUUAUGAUAUUAUCACCCAUGAGAGUUUUCAAAAAUGGAUUGAACAACAAGAUGAAGAAGAAACUAUUACGAAGUGGCUUUCUUUGACCUCUAUAGUUGUGCAAACUAAAACUGAUUGGAAUAAUUAUGAAUUGAUAGCAUUAUUAUCUUGGAAUGGUUCAUUAUUCAUGAAAUAUGCUCCAUUACUCAACAGCAACAAGGGCAACACUACUACCAAUGGAGAGGAUAAUCUUAAUUAUGUCGAGGAUGAUCUCCUGACCAUUAUUUCUAUUCUUGCUGAAUUGAGUCAAUUUAAUGCUACUAAACAAUACUUUGAGCAUUAUCAGGAUUUAUUACCGCAAUUGAUAUUUGUUUUUAAGUGGAUUCACGAAAAUAUUGAACCGAUAACAAUAAAGAAUAAGCAAAUUGAAGAAUUGGGGAGAUAUUCCUCUGUGAAAACCAAUAUAAUCACCAUAUUAUCGUACCUUAGUUAUGAUUCGUUUCAAUUUCAAGAGAAAAUACGAGAAUUGGGUGGUCUACUGUUAGUGUUAUCUAACUGUAUCAUAGAUAAUAAUAAUCCCUUUAUAAAAGAACAAGCAAUUGUAUGUUUAAAAUACUUAUUACAGAAAAACCCCAAAAACCAACAAUUUGUCGCUGACUUGGAAGCCAAAAAAGUUGUUGAUGAUCAAGUGUUACUGGAAGUAGGUUACCAAGUUGAAGUUAUAGAUGGUAAAGUAGAAGUGAAAAGAAAACAAUAA
Molecule: messenger RNA, 1395 nt
Organism: Candida dubliniensis CD36
Lineage: Eukaryota; Fungi; Ascomycota; Pichiomycetes; Serinales; Debaryomycetaceae
Exons: 1
Coding region: 1-1395 (464 amino acids)
Cellular component (GO): cytosol
Source: RefSeq, a predicted model, not a curated record